CACUCCCUCGCUCACUUUCUUUUGUUUUUAAAAUUUUUUUCUCUCUCUUUUUUCAUAGAAGUAAUAAAGGGCAAGAAAGGGUAGCAAGUAAACCAACAUAAGCUAAAGAAGAUAAGAAACAAAAACAAAAAGGCUGCUCCACAUUAAGGAGGAAAACUUUGCGCAAAGAGAGAAGCCAAAGCCAAAGCUACUUCUCUUUCUUUUUUCUUCUUUGUUUCUUUCUUGUUCAAGGAAUAUGGAGGAGGUAUUCCGGUGGUUGAAGCUGGUUGUCAUAUCAUUCAUGGUAUCAGUUUUGGUGUUAAAAGUGGUAGUGUUGCUUUGGUGGAGACCUAGGAAGAUUGAAGACCAUUUCUCAAGGCAAGGAAUCAGGGGACCUCCUUACCAUUUCUUCAUUGGAAAUGUAAAGGAGCUUGUGGGCAUGAUGUUAAAGGCUUCUUCUCAGCCUAUGCCUUUCUCUCACAAUAUUCUCCCCAGAGUUCUCUCUUUCUACCAUCAUUGGAAGAAAAUCUAUGGUGCAACAUUUCUUGUUUGGUUUGGUCCUACGGUUCGCCUCACAGUCUCUGACCCUGAUCUCAUUAGGGAAAUCUUCACUUCCAAGUGUGAAUUCUAUGAAAAGAACGAAGCCCACCCUCUUAUUAAACAGCUUGAAGGUGAUGGCCUGCUUAGUCUCAAAGGUAAAAAAUGGGCUCAUCAUAGAAAAAUCAUAACCCCCACUUUCCAUAUGGAGAAUCUCAAAUUGCUAGUGCCAGUGGUGGCACAAAGAGUAACUGAUAUGAUAGACAAAUGGUCAGCAAUGUCAACCAGCUCCGGUGAGAUUGAAAUUGAAGUUAGCGAGUGGUUUCAGACCCUCACCGAAGAUGUCAUUACGCGUACCGCCUUCGGCAGCAGCUAUGAAGAUGGAAAGGCCAUUUUUCGUCUACAAGCCCAACAAAUGGUGCUUGCCGCCGAGGCAUUUCAAAAAGUUUUCAUCCCUGGCUAUAGAUUUUUUCCGACAAAGAGGAAUAUAAGUUGUUGGAAAUUGGACAGGGAGAUUAAGAAGUCGUUGAUGAAGCUAAUAGAACGCCGGAAAAAGAAUUCGGGGAACAUAAUGCAAGAGAAUGGACCGAAGGAGUUGCUAGGAUUAAUGAUGCAAGCCUCUAAUUCAAGUCCAAAUAUCACUGUCCAUGACAUAAUUGAAGAGUGCAAGAGCUUUUUCUUUGCGGGCAAACAGACCACAUCCAAUUUGCUGACAUGGACGACUGUUCUUCUAGCAAUGCACCCACAGUGGCAGGUGCAAGCACGUGAGGAGGUGCUAAGGGUGUGUGGAUCACGUGACAUACCCACCAAAGAUGAUGUUGUAAAGCUUAAGACGCUGACUAUGGUUUUAAAUGAAUCCCUGAGAUUGUACCCACCAACAAUAGCCACAAUUAGACGGGCCAAAGCUGAUGCAGAGCUAGGGGGUUACAUGAUCCCUCGUGGGACCGAGCUUUUGAUACCAAUCUUGGCCGUUCAUCACGAUCAAGCCAUAUGGGGCAGCGAUGCUAAUGAGUUCAACCCGGCUCGGUUCUCCGAGGGCGUUGCACGUGCAGCGAAACAUCCUGUUGGGUUUAUCCCAUUUGGCCUUGGCGUCCGUACUUGCAUUGGGCAAAACCUAGCCAUUUUGCAAGCAAAGUUAGCCCUUUCUAUCAUACUUCAACGCUUCUCCUUUAGGUUGGCCCCAACUUAUCAACAUGCACCGACGGUUCUGAUGCUACUUUAUCCACAAUAUGGAGCACCAAUCAUCUUUCAACCUCUGUCUGAAUCCACUGUUCCUCGGAGAUGAAGGGUUUUGAUUUGAUCCCAUCUCGUAUAAGUACCUAACUCUUGUGUGUGCCUGCGCGAAUGCUAGUAAGUCGAGUGACCCCAAAAAUACCCAUCUCUAUUGUUGCCUUUAAAGCAUGAGAUCGUUGAAAAUUAGAGAUAUUUUGCAAGGAAAAGAAGAAGAAAGAAAAAGUUGUCGUCUCUACAUAUCUUGCCAAUUGCCUUCGGCUUUUGCUAGAACUGACCCCCCUCCCCCAAAAUCCCAUGGUCGUAGUUUUUUCUCACCAAAAAAGUGUUUUUUGCCCUUUGGCUUUGGAAUCUCUGCUUCAGUUUCUUCAGGAUUUAGGCAAAUGGCUAACAGAGUAGAUAGGUUUCUUCAUAUCCCUUUGUCUCUACAAUAUGUAUGUAAUGUAUAUUUGCAACACAGUUUUGUAAUA
Durio zibethinus is the source of this 2216-nucleotide messenger RNA. RefSeq names its product cytochrome P450 734A1-like. Gene Ontology annotation, molecular function: oxidoreductase activity, acting on paired donors, with incorporation or reduction of molecular oxygen; heme binding; monooxygenase activity. Gene Ontology annotation, biological process: brassinosteroid metabolic process; brassinosteroid homeostasis. The record is from RefSeq and is a predicted model, not a curated record. NCBI's taxonomy places the organism in Eukaryota, Viridiplantae, Streptophyta, Magnoliopsida, Malvales, Malvaceae.